Molecule: messenger RNA, 654 nt
Organism: Ipomoea triloba (trilobed morning glory)
Lineage: Eukaryota; Viridiplantae; Streptophyta; Magnoliopsida; Solanales; Convolvulaceae
Exons: 3
Coding region: 1-654 (217 amino acids)
Source: RefSeq, a predicted model, not a curated record
AUGGAAGAGGAAAAAGAGUUCCCAAGCAGCGAUGAACUCGUGGUUGCAGAAACGCUUCUCCUACUUGGCGUCAUGCCUCCAUCUCCGUGUCUUUCGAGCAAGAGCAAACGCGAGAGUUCGAAGAGCUUGGCGUUGAGUAGUCUGAACUGCAAUUCGGUUUCCAACUCGAAAUCGAAUUCGAAGUCGUGUGCUUCUAUUUCGUCUGCUGUGACUUGGGAUGAUGAUCUCGCAUCUGCAGAGACUCAGUCGCACUCGUGCCGGAUGACGCUUCAGCUGAUUCACAAUUUGAAGGUGGUUCGGAAGAAAAGGUCUCUGACUUUCUGCAUUUCUGAUGGCGAGAAAAGCCGCUCAGCACAGCCUGGAAAGGAGACUUCAGUAACUAUAGCUUCUGCUUCUUCCUGUCUGUCCAAUGACUCUACAUCCAGCACCAUUUCCAGCGCAGGAAGCCAAGGCAUCGCCAGAAUGGGUAAGCGGGAGAGAAUGAAAGCGGUGGCGGAGGUGUUGAAACCGAAGAAGAAGCCGCAGGGGUCGACUCACAUACGGCGCCGUGCAGAGGCUAUCAUUAACAUCUUGUCUUAUGGCACUGCUUCUGAAGUCAGGAUUCGCCAGCUGCUGGGUGAUAGCCCUGACACCAGCAAAGCCUUGAGACUGUGA